Closterium sp. Naga37s-1 is the source of this 1524-nucleotide messenger RNA. Lineage: Eukaryota; Viridiplantae; Streptophyta; Zygnematophyceae; Desmidiales; Closteriaceae. The record is from the annotation of a GenBank genome assembly.
AUGCUGCCGUACCUUUUCCCUGACCUUGCCGCCUUUGCCACAGUCGCUGACCUAGUUGCUCACCUUCGCACUAGUGACGCCCGCUACCGCGCUGCCCUUCCCACUAAGUUCUGUGCCAAGAACCCCCCCCCCAUGUACAUCACCCUUUACUACCUAGUCACCCGCCUCCCUGACUCCGUCUCUUCAAACAGGGACCACUUUCUCUCCUUUGCCCCAACCGAGCUGACUGUCGACCUGCUAGAGGAGCGCCUUACUGCAGCUGAGAAGAGUAUCUUAGCUGUCGGUGCUUCUCGCGGCGACCGUCGCACCCCCUUCUUUGAGGGGUGUUCCCUGUCCCCCUUCUCCCCUCGUGUUGCUUCUGCUGCUGCUGUCGACCUCGUUGGCACUGAGGAGGGGGCGGCGGGGGAAGCAGUGGAGGAGGUGGAGGCGGCGGAGGAGGUGGCGGUGGAGGUGGGGGUGGUACCGGGAGUGGGGGCAUCAGUGGCGGCAGUGGAGGUCGUGGCGGCGGUGGCGGAGGUGGUGGAGGCAGCGGCAGCGGUGGUGGAGGUGGCGGCGGCGGUGGUGCUGGUCGAGGGUGCCAGCCGCGCAGCGUGGAGGCUUGGUGGCAGCCAGCGCCAGCAGCAGCCGCGCACACCUGUCCCACCCGACCCGGGCAUUGCGGCUGCUGCUCUAGGUGCUAGUGCGUCUGCUGUGUCAGGUUCUGGUGCGUCUGCUGCUCCAAGUGCUGGUGCGACUGCUGCUCCAGGUGCUAGUGCGUCUGCUCUCUUUGGCAGCACCACGCUCACGCCGCUCAGUCGGCCUGUUGCGGUCUCCCUUGCUGACCCCUCAGGGGGUCCAGUCCUUGCACACUUCUCCACGGUUCUACCGUGUCCUGCGGCUCCGUCGGGCUUGCUGUCGGGACUCCACCUCCCCUCGUUCUCUACGAACUUGGUGAGUGGAGCUGACCUCGAGGACGCGUGGGUUGACCAGUUCACCCCUGGAGGUCUAGUCCUGCGUCUGCCCCCUGCUCGUGUCGUCCUCUGUCGCACGAGACUCUCAUUUGGCACCACCGUCUUGGUCACCCCUCCCUGCCUCGUCUUCGAGCUCAGUGAGAGUUUCGGCUCGGACCUUCCUGUUCUGCGUCUGCACUCAGACAGAGGUGGGGAGUUUUCCUCCGACCUCCUGAGAGCCUUCUGUCGUUCGGAGGGCAUCCGCCAGACGUUCACGCUUCCGGCCUCCCCGCAGCAAAAUGGGAUUGCUGAGCGCCGCAUUGGCAUGGUCAUGGACGUCGCUCGUACGUCCAUGAUCCAUGCGGCUGCUCCCCAUUUUCUGUGGCUGUUCGCGGUUCAGUACGCUGCGCAUCAGAUCAACCUUCAGCCUCGUGUCUCCUUGCCGGAGACCACACCUACUCUGCGGUGGACGGGGAAGGUUGGCGAUGCGUCCGCGUUCCGUGUCUGGGGAUCUCGAGCUUUUGUCCGCGAUACUACAAGCGGACAAGCUGUCCUCCCGUGCCGUUCCCUGUGUCUUCCUUGGCUUCCCUCCUGA